Exaiptasia diaphana is the source of this 458-nucleotide messenger RNA. Its product is annotated as mucin-7. NCBI's taxonomy places the organism in Eukaryota, Metazoa, Cnidaria, Anthozoa, Actiniaria, Aiptasiidae. The record is from RefSeq and is a predicted model, not a curated record.
UGUGGGGGUGGAAAUCGGUCAAGAACUGCAAUUUGCAAAACUGGCGGGAACAGCUGUACAAGGGAUAAAGGGAAAAUCGUAGUAGGAGAGAACCAAACUGCGAGCUGCAAUCUUCAACCCUGCACGACAGGCGUGCCGUCAAGUCCCCCGCCAAGGACCAUGCCAAUAACUAAUGCAACCGAAGAGAGAAAUACCACAGGCAAAGCAACAGGAGGAGUGUCUACAAGAGCUACGCCGCCAGCAAAGCCUACUGGGAAAAUUAAUACAACAGAACAACAAAACACUACAACCACACCUGAAAAAACGACAAAUCCAUCUACAAUAACUAAAAACACCACAGCAAAACCAACGAAAAACACACACAAAGAGACUUCGGGAGUCACGACUCAUGCUGCUCACGAAUCACACAAUCACGGGGGAGGUGAGGGGACCAGUUUUGAAGGACAAAUGAAAAUGGA